GUGGGGAAACGGCACAAGACCGGCCGUGGUGUGGUGUUCUUACUAGCUGUACUGACACUGACGGAGUGAGGGGAGCUAAGAGGACUAAAACCCUGUCGAGCUGCUACCCCCCCUCCCCUCAUUUCACCACAUCAACUACUGUACGACAAUGUCACUGCUGAGAUUUCAAAAUGAUUGGGACGAAAUUGACCAAGAAUACCAACAAUUACAGGAAACUCACAAAGUGUACAGACAAAAACUUGAAGAGCUCACCAAUCUACAGGCAACAUGCAGCAGUGCCAUCAAUAAACAGAGGAAAUGUCUCAAAGACCUUGGCAACAGUCUAACGAAGUGUGUGCAAACAUGUGAUGAGAAAGAACUGAAACUAAUAAAGGACAUAGAAGUACAAAUUAAAGAUAAAGAGAAUGUAUUCUUUGAUAUGGAAGCAUAUCUGCCAAAGAAGAACGGAUUAUAUCUUAAUUUGGUCCUUGGGAACGUAAAUGUAACACUUCUUAGCAAUCAGGCAAAAUUUGCCUACAAAGAUGAGUAUGAGAAGUUCAAGCUUUGCAUGACCAUAAUUCUCAUGUUUGGGUCCAUCACUUGCCUGUUCUUGCUCAAUUAUCGUGUCACAGAUGAAAUCUUUAACUUUUUGCUGGUUUGGUACUACUGCACAUUGACCAUAAGGGAAAGCAUCCUCAUGAGCAAUGGAUCAAGGAUUAAAGGGUGGUGGGUGUCACAUCAUUAUGUGUCCACUUUUCUCUCGGGUGUUAUGCUUACUUGGCCCGAGGGGCCCAUGUAUCAGAUGUUCAGGAGUCAGUUCCUCGCCUUCUCCAUCUAUCAAAGCUUCGUUCAGUUCCUCCAGUAUUACUACCAGAGUGGUUGCCUGUACAGGUUGCGAGCCUUGGGAGAGAGAAAUCAGCUCGAUCUCACAGUAGAGGGAUUUCAGUCCUGGAUGUGGAGAGGUCUAACUUUUCUGUUGCCUUUCCUCUUUUUUGGCCAUUUUUGGCAACUAUACAACUCAGUGACCCUGUUUCAGUUGGCAGGACAUGAGGACUGUAAAGAGUGGCAGGUAUUUAUGUUGGCACUGACAUUUCUUGUCCUGUUCCUGGGGAAUUUCCUCACAACAUUAAAAGUUGUGCGUCAAAAAGUUCAGAAAAACCAAGAAAAGGUGAAAAAGAAGGACUGAGGAAGAGCUCCGUGAGACGUCUCAAACUCCUCAAAUGG
Molecule: messenger RNA, 1203 nt
Organism: Lampris incognitus (smalleye Pacific opah)
Lineage: Eukaryota; Metazoa; Chordata; Actinopteri; Lampriformes; Lampridae
Gene: tmem120b
Product: transmembrane protein 120B
Exons: 12
Coding region: 149-1165 (338 amino acids)
Biological process (GO): fat cell differentiation
Cellular component (GO): membrane
Source: RefSeq, a predicted model, not a curated record